Messenger RNA from Diceros bicornis minor, 3821 nucleotides. It is a transcript of the gene TMEM181, whose product is annotated as transmembrane protein 181. Bases 309 to 1718 code for a protein of 469 amino acids. The transcript has 17 exons. Lineage: Eukaryota; Metazoa; Chordata; Mammalia; Perissodactyla; Rhinocerotidae. The record is from RefSeq and is a predicted model, not a curated record. Gene Ontology annotation, molecular function: toxic substance binding.
UUAUGAGUUACAACCUGCUGACUUUGGACCUUACUACCUGUGUGAAGUUCAGCGGUUUUAAUGAGGGAAAACCUGUCCAGGGCCCCGUAGACGCUGUCCCUAAAGCUUGCUUUUGACACAACAGAGUCAGCUGGGUUUCCCCCAGGGGGCAUCCGGAAAAGAAGGAAAGCGAAGUGAAAAGUUGAGCACUUGAGUUGCAGUCACAGAGAAGGAAUGCCUGGAGUCUCUGCUGCGUGGAGCAGCGUCUGUGACAGGAGCACAGGUUCCCGCGAUUGAAGGCAGCUUGAGACAGGACUUUGCUGGCGCCCAUGCGGCUGUACACGCUCUCCAAGCGCCACUUCGUCCUCGUGUUCGUCGUCUUCUUCAUCUGUUUUGGCCUGACCGUCUUCGUCGGGAUCAGAGGGCCCAGAGUGAUCCAGACCUCUGCAGCUAAUUUUUCACUAAAUAAUAGCAAAAAGCUAAAGCCAAUUCAAAUACUUUCAAAUCCGCUGUCUACAUAUAAUCAGCAACUCUGGCUGACAUGUGUCGUUGAGUUGGAUGAAUCAAAAGAAACGUCUAUUCAGACCAGCUUUACCAUGACUGUUAAAGUCGAUGGCGUAGCUGCAGGCGGAACCACCAUGUUCAUUCAUAACAAAGUUCACAACCGGACGAGGACCCUCACAUGUGCAGAGAAAUGUGCAGAAAUUAUCGUGGCUCACCUUGGCUACUUGAACUACACUCAGUAUACAGUGACUGUGGGACUUGAACACCUGCAGCGAGCCGUCAAGGAAAUGAACUUCACAUGGAAGACUUACAACCCUGCGUUUUCCCAGCUGGAAGUUUGGUUCCGAUUUGUCUUUGUGGUGCUCACCUUCAUCGUCACUUGCCUGUUCGCACACUCCCUCCGGAAGUUUUCCAUGAGAGACUGGGGGAUCGAGCAGAAGUGGAUGUCCAUUCUUUUGCCGCUGCUGCUACUUUACAACGAUCCGUUCUUCCCCCUCUCCUUUCUGGUGAACAGCUGGCUCCCAGGGAUGCUGGACGAUCUCUUUCAGUCGGUGUUCCUGUGUGCCCUGCUGCUCUUCUGGCUGUGUGUGUACCACGGGAUACGGGUUCAGGGAGAAAGGAAGUGUUUGACUUUUUAUUUGCCUAAAUUCUUCAUUGUUGGACUAUUGUGGUUGGCUUCUGUUACACUAGGAAUAUGGCAGACAGUUAAUGAAUUACACGACCCAAUGUACCAGUAUCGAGUUGACACAGGAAAUUUUCAGGGAAUGAAGAUUUUCUUCAUGGUGGUGGCAGCUGUGUAUAUUUUGUACCUUUUGUUCCUGAUAGUGCGGGCCUGCUCUGAGCUACGUCACACGCCUUAUGUAGAUCUCAGGUUAAAAUUUUUGACUGCGUUGACUUUUGUAGUGCUUGUCAUUAGCAUUGUCAUCCUUUAUUUAAGAUUCGGAGCACAAGUAUUACAGGACAAUUUUGUAGCUGAACUGUCAACUCACUACCAGAAUUCAGCUGAAUUCUUAUCUUUCUAUGGCUUGUUGAACUUCUACCUCUACACUCUGGCCUUUGUGUAUUCUCCAUCGAAGAACGCCCUGUAUGAGUCCCAGCUGAAAGACAAUCCUGCGUUCUCCAUGCUGAAUGACUCUGACGAUGACGUGAUCUAUGGGAGUGACUAUGAAGAAAUGCCCCUGCAGAACGGCCAGGCCAUUCGGGCCCAGUACAAGGAGGGGUCCGAGAGCGACUGAGCUCCUGGCGGGUCGGCGAGAUGUCGUCAGGGAGCCUGAGGUUCCCCUGCAGCGGCCACUCCCUGGCCUUCCCUCGACCUGCCUGUGAUCAGACUUGUCUUAUAAGCAGAGAUUUCCUGGUCCUUAUUUGUUUACAUAUUUUUGAAAGGAAAACCAGAAGUGAGGACAAAGUUAAACAUUGGGCCAAAUUUGUUGUUAGAGUGGCUGUAUUUAUUUGAGAAGAGAUGCUGAUAAAAAGUUUACACAGCCAAAUCCUUUUUCAAAGAUUUCAGAUGAGAGCGAGCUUGUUUUCAGUGGGAGGAGGAAUUGAUUCCUGUUUUUAGUGAAGAGAAUUAGGUACUUUAAAGAAAAGUCAUUUCCUAAUUCCAAGUUUACGGAAAGCCCUUAGGAAUGGGCCCGCAGCGUGGUAGUAUUCCUCCUCUUUCUUCCUUUCUUCCCUGCUCCAUGGGACCGUUUUUUGACCUUUUAAACUCAAAGGGAAGCCUAUUUCUGUGGCUGCCUCACAAGGGCGGUUCUUCCCCAUUGAGUGGCCCGAGCUCCGGACAACCAAGCAUCUUAAGUGACUGUGUGUGAAAUACUUAAGUGAUGGCUCUAGGGAAAUGGUGGGUGGGCAGGUUAUAGCCCUUCUCUGACACCACAGCAGAACUAGUGUUGUGGGAUCCUGAGGAGGUUUGGUAAGGUUCAUAAGGAAAGGGUAAGGUAAUCAACAAGUUGCCUGCUCCAGUGGGAAGGCCUUGCUGCCAUACAGUUUUCCAAGGGCCUGUGUGCAUGCGUGUGUACAUCCACGAAUAUGAUUGGAUGUCCCUGUGGUUGGGGUGGGGAAGACGGUAUCCAUUACAAUUCCAAUAAAUAGUAGUUUCUGCGACUCUGUUAAAGAUGACACCCUGUAGACCUUUAUUAUUUUUUUAAAUAAAAGCUACACAAAUGAUUGAUAUAACAUUAUAGAUUCUUUAUUGCCAAAAAGUUUUUCAGUUUCACAUUUGGAAACUAGAUGAAGAGAAAGUAAAACAUUUUAGAUGGCCUAGGGGAGAACCUCUUUGGGUAGAAGGUAACGUGUUGGGAAUCAUCCCUGCCCUCCGUGUCGCACACAGUGGUCAGGUAAGCAGACGAAUUGCUCUGUGGAAAAGGGAAGUUGUCUGGAGCUGCUGAAUCUGUGGCAUCCUGGAAGGCCCUGGAGAGUUUCCGGUUCCAUUUUGUCGAAGACGAAGUAUAGAAGUCUGGUAGAGAUGGUUCCUUUGCUUUUCCUUUGACUGCACAAUAUCAUCUUUGUUGAACUGGCACUGUAUGGUUGACAUUUCUGUUCUGAUUGAUGCCAUCUUGGCAGAUGCAGAGGUAUAGGACAUGAUUGUUCCACUCUGCAAAUUGUACCUACAUUUUCUUCAUCUAUGCAUUAACUCUCAAAUUACCAUUCAUGGCUAAAAAUUAUAUUCCACUUUGGGUAGUGCUGGGACCUUCUAGAGGUUCAUGAGACACUACUCAUUAUGACUUCGUAUCUUUUUGAUUUAAACUUUAAUGAUAACGUACCUUUAAUAUGAAUUCCAUUUAUAUUUGUUUUUAAAACCUUGUAAAUAUGAAUGUUUGAAUUAAAACUGUAUUGUUGUAAGGGUAAUUCAAGUUUACAUGGUUUUUACAUUUGCAAUGGUGUGAUUACUUUUUUUGAUUCUGUGUACUCAGAGGUAUUGAAAAAAAUUUUCUUACCGAAUUUUCAACUUCUAUUAAGCCUAACUAUAAAUAAUUUUAUGUAAACUGAUGAAAAUGUACUUGUGUUGAUUAAUGUACUCUAGUAUGUGAUAUAGUUUACAAGUUUUAAUCAUUAUAAUUUCCAUGAUUUGGAAUGCUAUUAUUUAUCAGUAAAUGUAAAAUAUUUGAAGCAUUUAGCUGUACACAUUAGAACUUUUUAAUACUUGUCUUUGUCCUAUAAUGUAAUUAUAAACUGAUGACUGAUAUCUUCAUACAUUGAUUCUUCAUGGCAUCAAGUCAAUGAAAUGAAAAAUAUGGGAGUAUUUAUUUGCUUCUUGUGACUAAGUUGGAGAUUAGAAAAAAAUUACAAAAGUACACACUUUAGGGGAAAACGGUUUUUUAUUAAAUCAUGCAUUUUCAGUU